ACCCGAAUGGUGUGGUAGGAGAUUCGGGUCCUCAUGUUCCGGUUUCUCCCCUAUCUCCCCACCACGUUGAGAGAGGGAAAGAGAAAAAGGGAGAGAGCGAGACAGAGAGAUGGGCAACGCUCAGUCGCCUUCCACCAACCAUCGAUUCGUUUCUGCAAGCAGAGCAUUCAGCCAAACGGAGCUCGACGAUCUGAAAUCCCUCUUCCUUUCUCUGUCCGCCCAAUCCCACAGCAACUCUCAGUACAUCUCUCCCUCUGUUUUCCAGGAAUAUUUUGCGAUUCAUGGGCUCCUCGGUGCUAGGAUGUUUGUUUUGGUUACCCAAAAACGGAAUGAUCAUAAGCUUACCUUUGAAGAUCUUGUAAUUGCUAAAGGAAUUUAUGAGAAAGGAGCUCGAGAUGAAGUUGAGGAGUUUAUUUAUCAGUUAGUGGAUGUAAAUGGGGAUGGCAUCGUGGGGAGUGAAAAUAUGAUGGCCCGACUGAUGGACGGGGUGGAUCUGAUGUAUGUUUGUACCAAGUCUGAUUUGGAAGCUGUUUUAACUUCCAUUCUGGAUGCUAUUUUUCCUCCGAAAAAUGCUGAUCCCGGAUCAAGUUCACAUCAAGACAUCAUUGGGAUAUUUCUUAAUGCUGCAACAUUUUCAAAGGAAGUCGAAGGCUGUGCCGAAAAUAGCAUGUCUUUUGAGGAUUUUAAAAUGUGGUGUAGCCUUCUCCCAUCUGUGAGGAAGUUCCUUAGAAGCUUGUUGAUGGUACCUGGUCCAGGGAGAUCAGGUUGCCAAGUACCUCAUCUACUGCAUUCGGAAGAGGUUAGUUCCGAUUUGUUAAUUCUAAGGAAAGAGUAUGCUUGGCAUAUAGGAGGAACCCUGUCUCAAAAUGAGUUGGAGGAGUGGCAGCUUUUGUACCAUAGUGCGGUUAAUGGCCAAAGCUUCAACACCUUUCUCGGCAGUAUAUCUAAAGGAGACGGACCGACUGUGCUACUUAUCAAAGAUAAAGAGGGUUGCGUGUAUGGUGGAUAUGCCUCUCAGCCUUGGGAGAGACAUAGUGAUUUCUAUGGGGAUAUGAAGUCUUUUCUCUUUCAGCUAUAUCCACGUGCAUCUAUAUUCCGGCCUACAGGGGCAAACACUAAUUUGCAAUGGUGUGCUGUGAAUUUCAGUUCGGAGAGCAUUCCCAAUGGCAUUGGUUUUGGAGGACGAGCAAACCACUUUGGUUUUUUCCUGUCUGCAAGCUUCGAUCAGGGCCACACAUUCAUCUGCAGCACUUUUGAUAGUCCUUGUCUCUCCAAUGCGAACAAAAUAUAUCCAGAAGUAAUAGAAUGUUGGGGAGUUAAAGCGAAAGAAGGGAAACUUGAAAGGCCUGACCUUGUCAAAGGUACAGUUCUAGACAGGUUCAAAGAGGACCGCCACAUGCUUAAUAUGGUGGGGCUUGCAAACUCUAGUGAGUGAGUGUGGUGAGUUCCUAGUCUCUGGAUGGUGAUAUUAUCAAUGCACCAACUCUUGUUAUUUUGUUUGAAGCAGAUUUGUAUUUUUGGUAGGAAAAAAAGACGGCUUGUUGGUCCCCACCAUGGGUAGGACAGAGGACAAAAGCCACUGGCAAUGCUUGUUCACAAGUGCGUGGUUUAUUAGGAUACCCUUAAUGGGGUUCUUGGCCAUGGCCUAUCCAUGGUGGGCCCCACCUCUUGUCUGCUUCUGACCAUUGUUUGAAAAUCUGAAGACUCAAUUUGAUGUUCAUCUGGGUUGGGUCAACUUGAAGACUCAACCCAAACUUGAUAUUUAAUAAUUAAAAAUCAUUAUAUUUGUAAUUAUAAAGAAUCUUUAAAAGUGUAAUGUAAGUAUUACUAUUAUAAAAUGAAAGAUCUAAUGAAAGUACUGUGGAGCCUA
Messenger RNA from Magnolia sinica, 1870 nucleotides. RefSeq lists its product as uncharacterized. The transcript is spliced from 9 exons. Gene Ontology annotation, molecular function: calcium ion binding. Bases 110 to 1435 code for a protein of 441 amino acids. The record is from RefSeq and is a predicted model, not a curated record. NCBI's taxonomy places the organism in Eukaryota, Viridiplantae, Streptophyta, Magnoliopsida, Magnoliales, Magnoliaceae.